Molecule: messenger RNA, 4401 nt
Organism: Tupaia belangeri chinensis (Chinese tree shrew)
Lineage: Eukaryota; Metazoa; Chordata; Mammalia; Scandentia; Tupaiidae
Gene: ATP8B1
Product: ATPase phospholipid transporting 8B1
Exons: 28
Coding region: 41-3805 (1254 amino acids)
Biological process (GO): Golgi organization; phospholipid translocation
Cellular component (GO): plasma membrane; trans-Golgi network
Molecular function (GO): ATPase-coupled intramembrane lipid carrier activity; ATP binding; ATP hydrolysis activity
Source: RefSeq, a predicted model, not a curated record
GGGGCCCACGAGCGCCAGGUAGUUCCAAUUUGCCAGCAGAAUGAAUAUGGAAAGAGACUCGGAAACAACAUUCGAGGAGGAUUCCCAGCCUAAUGAUGAGGUGGUUCCCUACAGUGAUGAUGAAACAGAAGAUGAACUUGAAGAACAGGGGCCUGCGGUUGAGCCAGAACAGAAUCGAAUCAACAGAGAAGCGGAGGAGAGCCGGGAGCCGUUCAGAAAAGAAUGCACAUGGCAAGUCAAAGCAAAUGAUCGAAAGUUCCACGAACAACCUCAUUUUAUGAACACAAAGUUCUUUUGUAUUAAGGAAAGCAAGUAUGCGGGUAAUGCAAUUAAAACAUACAAGUACAACGCUUUUACCUUUCUACCCAUGAAUUUGUUUGAGCAGUUUAAAAGAGCAGCCAACUUUUAUUUCCUGGUUCUUCUUAUCUUACAGGCAAUUCCUCAAAUCUCUACCCUGGCCUGGUACACAACACUUGUGCCCUUGCUUCUGGUGCUGGGCAUCACUGCGAUCAAAGACCUAGUGGACGAUGUGGCUCGCCAUAAAAUGGAUAAGGAGGUUAACAAUAGGACAUGUGAAGUCAUUAAGGAUGGCAGGUUCAAAAUUACCAAGUGGAAAGAAAUUCAAGUUGGAGAUGUCAUUCGUCUGAAAAAAAAUGAUUUUAUUCCAGCUGACAUCCUGCUGCUGUCCAGCUCCGAACCAAACAGCCUCUGCUAUGUGGAAACAGCCGAACUAGAUGGAGAAACCAAUUUAAAAUUCAAAAUGGCCCUUGAAAUCACACAUCAGCAUCUCCAAAAAGAAGAUACAUUGGCAAAAUUCGAUGGUUUUAUUGAAUGCGAAGAACCCAAUAACCGACUAGAUAAGUUCGCAGGCACAUUACUUUGGAGAAACACAAGAUUCCCUUUAGAUGCUGAUAAAAUUUUGUUACGUGGCUGUGUAAUUAGGAAUACCGAUAUCUGCCAUGGACUGGUCAUUUUCGCAGGUGCUGACACUAAAAUAAUGAAGAAUAGUGGGAAAACCAAAUUUAAAAGAACUAAAAUUGAUUACUUGAUGAACUACAUGGUUUACACGAUCUUUGUUGUUCUGAUCCUGCUUUCUGCUGGACUUGCCAUCGGCCAUGCCUACUGGGAAGCACAAGUAGGCAAUUACUCCUGGUACCUCUAUGAUGGAGAAGACGCCACGCCCUCCUACCGCGGAUUCCUAAAUUUCUGGGGCUACAUCAUUGUGCUUAACACCAUGGUGCCCAUCUCCCUCUAUGUCAGUGUGGAGGUGAUUCGUCUCGGACAGAGCCAUUUCAUCAACUGGGACCUGCAGAUGUACUAUUCUGAGAAGGACACACCAGCAAAGGCCAGGACCACCACACUGAAUGAGCAACUGGGGCAGAUCCACUACAUCUUCUCAGAUAAGACAGGGACGCUCACACAGAAUAUCAUGACCUUCAAGAAGUGCUGCAUCAAUGGGCAGAUAUAUGGAGAUCAUCGAGAUGCUUCUCAACAUAGUCAUAGAAAAAUAGACGUAAGUCCUGAAGUUGAUUUUAGCUGGAAUGAGUUUGCUGAUGGGAAGCUUGCAUUUUAUGACCAUUAUCUUAUUGAACAAAUCCAGUCAGGGAAGGAGCCUGAAGUCCGACAGUUCUUCUUCUUACUUGCAGUUUGCCACACGGUCAUGGUGGAUAGAUCCGAUGGUCAUAUCAACUACCAGGCCGCCUCUCCUGAUGAAGGUGCCCUAGUCAAUGCUGCCAGGAACUUUGGCUUUGCCUUCCUCGCCAGGACGCAGAACACAAUCACCAUCAGUGAGCUGGGCACUGAACGGACCUACGACGUCCUUGCCCUUUUAGACUUCAACAGUGACCGGAAGCGAAUGUCUGUCAUUGUAAGAACCCCUGAAGGCAGUAUCAGGCUUUAUUGUAAAGGUGCAGACACUGUGAUUUACGAACGGUUACACCGCAUGAAUCCUACAAAGCAAGAGACGCAGGAUGCCCUGGACAUCUUUGCAAAUGAGACUCUUAGAACUCUGUGCCUUUGCUACAAGGAAAUUGAAGAAAAAGAAUUUGCAGAAUGGAAUAAAAAGUUUAUGGCUGCAAGUGUGGCCUCGACCAAUCGGGAUGAAGCUCUGGAUAAAGUAUAUGAGGAGAUUGAAAAAGACUUAAUUCUAUUAGGAGCUACAGCUAUUGAAGACAAGCUACAGGAUGGAGUCCCAGAAACCAUUUCAAAACUUGCAAAAGCUGACAUUAAGAUCUGGGUACUUACUGGAGACAAAAAAGAAACUGCCGAAAAUAUAGGAUUCGCUUGCGAGCUUCUGACGGACGACACCACGAUCUGCUACGGGGAAGAUAUAAAUUCACUUCUUCACGCAAGGAUGGAAAACCAGAGAAACAGAGGUGGAGUCUAUGCAAAAUUUGCACCCCCUGUGCAUGAACCUUUUUUUCCGCCUGGUGAAAACCGUGCCUUGAUCAUCACUGGUUCUUGGUUGAAUGAAAUUCUCCUCGAGAAGAAGGCCAAGAGUAGUAAUAUUCUGAAGCUGAAGUUCCCAAGGACAGAAGAGGAAAGACGAAUGCGGACCCAGAGUAAGCGGAGGCUGGAGGCCAAGAAAGAGCAGCGGCAGAAGAAUUUUGUGGACCUGGCCUGCGAGUGCAGCGCUGUCAUCUGCUGCCGCGUCACCCCCAAGCAGAAGGCCAUGGUGGUGGACCUGGUGAAGAGGUACAAGAAAGCCAUCACGCUGGCCAUCGGAGACGGGGCCAAUGACGUGAACAUGAUCAAAACUGCCCACAUUGGUGUUGGAAUAAGUGGACAGGAAGGAAUGCAAGCCGUCAUGUCAAGUGACUAUUCCUUUGCUCAGUUCCGAUACCUGCAGAGGCUGCUGCUGGUGCAUGGCCGGUGGUCUUACAUAAGGAUGUGCAAGUUCUUAAGAUACUUCUUUUACAAAAACUUUGCAUUUACUUUGGCUCAUUUCUGGUACUCCUUCUUCAAUGGCUACUCUGCACAGACAGUGUAUGAGGACUGGUUCAUCACGCUCUACAACGUGUUGUACUCCAGCCUGCCUGUGCUGCUCAUGGGGCUGCUGGACCAGGACGUGAGUGACAAACUGAGCCUCCGAUUCCCUGGGUUAUAUGUAGUGGGACAGAGAGACUUACUAUUCAACUAUAGGAAAUUCUUCGUGAGCCUGUUGCACGGGAUCUUAACAUCGAUGAUCCUCUUCUUCAUACCUCUCGGAGCUUACCUGCAAACCGUGGGACAGGAUGGAGAGGCGCCUUCCGACUACCAGUCUUUUGCCGUCACUGUUGCCUCCGCUCUUGUGAUAACAGUCAAUUUCCAGAUUGGCUUGGAUACUUCCUACUGGACUUUCGUGAAUGCGUUUUCCAUUUUUGGAAGCAUUGCACUUUACUUUGGCAUCAUGUUUGACUUUCACAGUGCUGGAAUCCAUGUUCUCUUACCAUCUGCAUUUCAGUUUACAGGCACAGCUUCCAAUGCUCUAAGACAGCCCUACAUUUGGCUGACCAUCAUUCUGACUGUCGCCAUGUGCUUACUGCCUGUCGUUGCCAUACGGUUCUUGUCCAUGACCAUCUGGCCAUCAGAAAGCGAUAAGAUCCAGAAGCAUCGCAAACUGCUAAAGGCGGAAGAGCAGUGGCAGCGGAGGCAGAAGGGGUUCCGCCGGGGCGUGUCGUCCCGGCGCUCUGCCUACGCCUUCUCGCACCAGCGCGGCUACGCGGACCUCAUCUCCUCCGGACGCAGCAUCCGCAAGAAGCGCUCGCCCCUGGAUGCGAUUGUCGCGGACGGAACUGCGGAGUACCGGCGGACAGUGGAGAGCUGAAGCCCGGACUCCUGAGGGCCAGAGGGCAUGGCUGUGCAGAGGACAGGACUAAUUUCUUUUUCUUUCUUUUUUUUUUUUUUACGAAAGACUCUCAGGACUUUUCUUUUUUAAUUUGGUAAUUGGAUUUGUCCCAAAAUACCCCAGAAGAUAGUAACCUGUAAGUCAUACUCCUUGGGUUGAGCUGUUGAGCAAAGCCAAGGAUGCCUUUUAAAAACUCCUGUUCCACGGACUACGUUCAUUAUGAUUCAAAGGGAACAUUUUAAUCCAGUCUCAGUCCGGGACAGUAGAAUUAGAAAGUGGCUAUUUUAGUUCAAAUGUUAUUGCCUUAUAAAAUUAUGGUAAAAAAAAAAUGUCUUGUCUGUGAACUUCAGCAUGAAUUUCCCAGAGACGACUUCUUUUACCUACGGGCCCCCUGGUCACAAAGAUUUAUUUUUAAUUUAUUUAUAAAGGUAAUGAUGAAAGAUUCAUGAAUGUUAAUCACUUGGAAAUUAAGUGGUCCAAUGACGUUUUCAAAGUUUGUAAUAGGCCGCAUGGUUUCAUGUUCUCUUCAUAUUCGUUGAAUAAUGCAGUUCAAUCGUGGAAAAUUACUUCAGAUU